GACACCCCGGACCAAAUGAUAAUUGUGUGGAACACAAUGGAUGACACCGGAAAUGCUACCAUUUUGUACGGAGCCAAUGACAGCCUGUCACUGCAGGCCACAGGAGAUCGCUUUGAGUUUGUUUCCUCUCUGGGUUGGCCCCAGACACAGAAUACAGUGAGUUGUUGUUUUAUUUAUAAGUGGAAACAGUAUCAGUCAAAAAAAAAAAAAUCUUUAACUUAAUCCUACUGUGUACCAUUACUAGGGGCCAUGGUUACAAUUGUUGGUAUUUACUUAGUAUGGACAAUCCGGACAUCCAUAGAGUUUGAGCCUAGACUUCAUAAUUUUUUAUAGAGAUUACUCAAGAUUUAAAUGUGGCUAUGGCUUUCAAUUAAAUCAACAUAAUCAAGAAACCUAUUAAUUAGUGAAAUAUUAAAUAAAGAUGGUUACAAAGGUGGCACCCUUAUAUUUCAUACAGAUGUGGAUUCUGCUAACAAUACACAUUUAUGUUGUGCUUUGUUAUCAAAUAAUGCAUAAGAUGUGAAUUUUUGUUAUACUAUAGGCUACGUCGUGGGCAGUAAUGUUUAUGGCUGGUCUGAUCAAUUUAAAUUCCGCACGUGGCCCGAUGGAGAAAACUGGAGUCGAGUCUUGCAAUCUUUGGUGACUUGGGCAAUGACAAUGCUCAGUCUUUACCCAGAUUGCAAGUUGAAACCAUGACAGGAAUGUAUGACGCUAUUAUUCAUAUUGGUAUGUGCUGGUACUUCUUGACACUAAAUCAACAUUUUUUUUUUCCUUUAAAUUUCAACUUAUUUUUUUUUUACCACACUAACAAACUUAUCCCAGAUUUUUCACUUCAGCAUUCCUAAAAAUAACGUUUGACCCAGUUGUUGACAACGUGUUUCAUUUCUCCUCAAAACAAAGCUAAAUAAAGCUGAAGAUACUAGUAAAAUGUAUCCAUUGUAAUUGGCCCAUCACUUGUUACUUAAAUUAUUUGAUUUAUUUUUGUUUCAGGUGACUUUGCUUAUGACAUGGAUAGCGUGAGUCCUGUUCAAUCUUGUCGCCUUAAAUGAAAUAGUAAUAAACUUGUUCUGAAAUUCCAUAUUUCUUAUCAGAUCAUUGUCUUGCAUAAUGCAUUAUACUUACUGAACUGAAAUGAUCUUUGGAUAUUUUAACAUCUGGUGGAGACAAACAAGAAUAAUGAUAAGAAAUGAUCCAACUUUAUUAAAAAGAAUUUGAUAAGGAAAUAUCCAAGAAUAUUGGUUUUACAUUUGAUUGCUAAAAUAGAAAAAAUUUCUAAGGUAAAGUAAAAAGUCAGCAAAACCUUGAAACAAUUAUUAAUACUUCAUAAAUUUUAAUGCCAAUAUUUGAUGAUUUCAUUAUUGCAUAAAUAAUAUUCUUGCAGUUGUUUUAAUUAUUUACACAACCAUUACUAAUACGGAAAUAUUUUCUGAUUUCUCCUUUUCUUUCCUAAGUUUAUGUAGCUCUAUUGUACUGCUAUGAUUUUUAGGACAAUGCUCUAGUUGGCGAUGAGUUCAUGAGACAGAUCGAGCCAUUGGCCGCAAGACUUCCUUACAUGACCUGUCCAGGCAAUCAUGAA
Messenger RNA from Lymnaea stagnalis (great pond snail), 1576 nucleotides. The record is from the annotation of a GenBank genome assembly. NCBI's taxonomy places the organism in Eukaryota, Metazoa, Mollusca, Gastropoda, Lymnaeidae.